Messenger RNA from Epithele typhae, 1659 nucleotides. RefSeq names its product carotenoid ester lipase. The transcript has 12 exons. The coding region runs from base 1 to 1659 and encodes 552 amino acids. Lineage: Eukaryota; Fungi; Basidiomycota; Agaricomycetes; Polyporales; Epitheliaceae. The record is from RefSeq and is a predicted model, not a curated record.
AUGCAUUCCUCUCUUCUCCUUCUUCCUGCCUUCGUCGCGGGCGCCGUCGCGGCUUCGUCUCCCCUCGCUCUUCGAGACCUCGGCGGCCCACCCACCGUCACACUCGACUCCGCGACAGUCAUUGGGAAGCUCAACGGGUCUGUAGUGCACUACCUCGGGAUCCCUUUUGCUCAGCCCCCGAUCGGAGACCUUCGUCUGCGCGCCCCUCAGCCGAUAUCACCAUUCACUGGAACGGUCAACGCAACUGCGUUCGGGAACCAAUGUAUCCAACAGACGUUCCCAAACCUUACUUUUCCGGCAGACGUGCCCGCGGCUGUUGGCCAGUAUCUAUCGGCAUUCGUAACGCCCGCCCCUGUACCAGAGAGCGAGGAUUGUCUCAACUUGAAUGUUAUCGUUCCAGCAAAUGCGACUCAAGAAGAUAAGCUUCCGGUCGUUGUGUGGAUUUACGGUGGUGGCUUCCAAGCAGGCUCCAACGCCGUCUUUCCUGGAGAGGCGAUAGUUGCUCGUUCCGUCGAGAUCGGACAUCCUGUUAUCUACAUGGCUAUGAACUACCGGUUGUCUGCGUUUGGGUUCUUGGGAGGCAAAGAGGUCAAAGAAGCGGGCGUCGCGAACCUCGGCCUCCUCGACCAGCGUGAGUCGCUCAAAUGGAUCCAGAAGUACAUAUCGGCGUUUGGCGGUGAUCCUGAGAAGGUCAUGAUCUGGGGCGAGAGCGCAGGCGCAAUCUCGGUAGCGCACCAUAUGCUUGCGAACAACGGUGACCCGCAAGGCCUGUUCCGCGCCGGCUUCAUGGAGUCCGGUUCGCCCGCGCCCGUUGGCCAGGUCGACAACCCGUACUUGCAGACGACGUACGACACCAUCGUCGUUGACGCCGGGUGCGCGGACAGCGCGAACAGCCUCUCGUGCCUGCGCCAGGUUCCGACGGGAAAGCUGAAGGCGGCGAUGGAUCAGACGCCCACCUUCCUGUCGUUCAAGCAACUCAAUACGCCCUGGUUCCCGCGGGCCGACGGAGGGUACAUCAAGCAGGAGCCGCAGCACCAGCUCAUCUCUGGCGCGAUCGCGACGAUCCCGUUCGUCAUCGGAAACGACCUGGACGAAGGAAGCGCCUUGUCCUUCCCCACCCUCAAUCUCACGACCGACGACGAAGUGCUCGACUACAUCCAAGCCAACUUCUUCCGAAACACCUCGCGCGCCGUCGUCGCCAACGUCCUCAACCUGUACCCGCAGGACCCAGCCGCGGGCUCCCCAUUCGGCACGGGCUCAAAUCACUCGUACUCGCCGCAGUACAAGCGUAUAUCCGCCAUCCAGGGUGACUUUUUCGAGCAGGCCCCGCGGCGGCUGUUCGUGCAGCAGCUCGGGAACCGCCAGUCUGUGUACAACUACCUGAGUGAGAUCGACCAAGUCGACGGCAUCGGCGCGGCGCACGGCACCGAGCUCACGAACAUCUACGGCGGCGGCGAUAUGGCGGACUACCUCAUCCGCUUCGCCGCGACUCUCGACCCGAACGGCGACGGGGCGCCCGCCUGGCCGCGGUACACGACCGAGAACCCGGCGCUGCUCACGUUCCGGGACAGGGUACCGUUUGUGAACGUGACGAUGGACACGUACCGCAUCGCGGGGAUGGCGUUCCUGACCCAACUUAGUCUCGCGGAUCCCAUAUGA